Molecule: messenger RNA, 1515 nt
Organism: Aspergillus chevalieri
Lineage: Eukaryota; Fungi; Ascomycota; Eurotiomycetes; Eurotiales; Aspergillaceae
Product: cytochrome P450
Exons: 1
Coding region: 1-1515 (504 amino acids)
Molecular function (GO): iron ion binding; oxidoreductase activity, acting on paired donors, with incorporation or reduction of molecular oxygen; monooxygenase activity
Source: RefSeq, a predicted model, not a curated record
AUGGCUGUCCCAAUAGUCAUCUAUCUCCUCAUCGCCCUAAUCUCCUGGCAUAUGUUGAGCCAGUUCGCCUCACGACGUCUUCCUCCCGGCCCUAGACCCCUACCUCUGAUCGGAAACAUCCAUCAGCUCUGGAGCCCAGUUCCGUGGAAAGUCAUCCAGGCGUGGCACAAGCAGUACGGUCCUCUUAUCACGAUCAAAGUCGGUCCCAUACCCAUCAUCUGCAUCGGUAGCUACGAUGUCGUUCGAGACCUGUACGAAAGGCGAGGCCGGAUCUACAGCUCUCGUCCACGGAUGACAUUCCUCAAUGAAUGCAUGUUCGAAGGUCAUUUUCCGGCGGCACAGCCCGAUGGUCCGAAUCUGAGGACCUUGCAUCGUCUACAACAUGCUGUGUUGAACAAGAAUGCUACGGACUCGUACCGCUGCGUUCAGGAUUUGGAGAGCAAGCAGGUGUUGCAUGAGCUGGUCUUCCGGCCGGAGGGUUUCAAGACGCAUUUCGAGCGGUAUGCGUCGAGUAUUACGUACCUUCUGCUAUUCGGAAAACGCAUCGUUCAUCCCGAUGCGCAAGAGAAACAAGAGCUCGACCGGUUUCUGCGUCUUUUUGUCGAAGCAAAUGCACUCUCAGACUCUCUGCUCGAUAUUUUCCCCUUCCUAAACCACCUUCCCGAGCCUCUUGCGUCGUGGAAAGCGAAGGGAAAGCAGAUCAACCAGGAGAUAAAAAGAAUCAUGAAUACCUCACUACAACAACGACAAGGUUGGAACUGGGUCGAACAUAUCAUUCAUCGCCAAGAAGCCUCAAACUUGUCACCUGAAGCAUUGCAAUGCCUCCUUUUCGAACUUUACCUCGCCAGUUCAAUAACAACACAUAUCCUCCUUCAGCUUCUAGUCAAAGCCUGCACACUCCACCCAGAGGCAAUGAGACGGAUGCAAAUCGAGAUCGACAGUGUUGUUGGCGACCAGCGACUCCCGAACUUUGACGACGAGCAGAAUCUACCGUACUUGAAAGGCUUCAUCAACGAAGUACUCCGCUAUUACCCUCUCGUCACUAUGGGCGUACCUCGUACUACAACGGAAUAUGAUGAAUACAUGGGAUACCGCAUUCCGAAAGGAUCCAUCAUUGUGGCCAAUAACUGGGGUCUUGACAGAGAUGAAGAUCGAUUUCACUGUCCUGAUGAAUUUCGGCCUGAGCGGUGGAUUGAGAGACCCGGUUCGCGCGUGGCUGUAUUUGGAUUCGGUCGCCGGGCUUGUUCGGGUGAGCGGUUAGGACGUGCUUCACUGUUUAUCGUUCUCGCUAGAUGUGUCUGGGGCUACGACAUUGUUCCCGGUCCUGAGUUCAAUGAGGGACAGAAACAGGAAAGUGGAAAUUCGGUGAUUAGCAUCCCCAUGGUGAAUGCUGAGUUCCGCCUUCGAAGUCCAGAGCGUCGCGAGAUAAUCCAAGAAGAGCAGCUAUUGGCUGAGAAGGACGAGGGCAAGAUUAUGGCGGAUCUCGAAACGAGUGUGAGCCGGCGGUCUGCCUGA